AUGCUUGCUGCUUCCUUCGUGUUGGCUGUGGAGAUAUUGGAGAACCUGGCGUAUUUAGCAAAUGCUAGCAACUUGGUGACUUAUCUAUCCGAGUAUAUGCACUUAUCUCCAUCUAAAUCGGCCAAUAAUGUCACGAAUUUCAUGGGGACAUCUUUCCUUUUGGCUCUUCUUGGAGGUUUCCUAUCAGAUGCUUUUUGCACUACUUACCACAUCUACCUGAUAAGUGCAGCUGUUGAAUUCCUGGGCUUGGUGAUACUGACAGUGCAAGCUCGGUCAUCUGCCCUGAAGCCACCAGCAUGUAACCGAAGCAACCCCAUAAUCCCAUGCCAGGAAGUUGAUGGCGCGAAAGCUGCGAUGCUGUUCUCAGGCCUUUAUCUGGUAGCACUCGGCGUUGGAGGGAUAAAAGGAUCAUUGGCGGCACACGGGGCUGAGCAGUUUGAUGAUAGCACUCCACAUGGAAGGAAGCAGAGAUCGACCUUCUUCAAUUACUUUGUCUUCUGUCUCUCAUGUGGAGGCCUGAUUGCAGUCACAUUUGUAGUGUGGGUUGAAGAUAACAAAGGCUGGGUGUGGGGCUUUGGGAUCUCUACUAUCGCAAUAUUCCUGUCUAUCGCAGUCUUUCUUGCUGGCUCAGUUACUUACAGGAAUAAAAUACCUUCUGGAAGUCCACUUGCAACCAUAUCCAAGGUUUUGGUUGCUGCUGCAAUUAACUCUUGUAGGAGCAGAAGUUCAAGCAAUGCCAUUGCUAACCUGACAACAAGCCCUUUCAACCCAACUCAAAUCAGCAAGGAUGUAAAAGAUAACCCCAUAGAAGUUAUGCCGGCAGAAACCCCAACAAAAAGCCUUGGCUGGCUUAACAAAGCGGUGGUGAAUAAGCCAAUCCACUCUGCACUAGAAUGCUCAGUGCAGCAAGUGGAAGAAGUCAAGAUGGUGAUAAGAAUCUUUCCCAUAUUUGCUUGCACCAUGAUGCUCAAUUGCUGUCUUGCUCAGCUUUCCACGUUUUCUGUACAACAAGCUGCUACCAUGGACACCAAGCUUGGUGCCUUGAAAGUCCCGCCAGCUUCCCUUCCCGUAUUUCCUGUGGUCUUCAUUAUGAUGCUAGCACCUGUUUAUGACCAUCUCAUCAUCCCAUUCGCUAGGAAAUUAACCAAGUCUGAAAUGGGAAUCACUCAUCUACAAAGAAUUGGCGUUGGAUUGGUUCUUUCCAUAACUGCGAUGGCAGUGGCCGCCCUCGUUGAGAUUAAGAGGAAGAGAGUUGCUGCAAACUCAGGACAAGUUGACAUGAAUAACCCAUUGCCAAUUACGUUCUUUUGGAUAGCCUUCCAGUAUUUGUUCCUAGGAUCAGCUGAUCUUUUCACCUUGGCAGGUUUGUUAGAAUUUUUCUUCACCGAGGCACCCGCAGGAAUGAGAUCUCUGGCUACAUCUCUUUGUUGGGCCUCUCUGGCAAUGGGGUACUACCUCAGCUCAGUGAUUGUAACAAUAGUUAACAAUGUUACAGGUAACUCCAAGAAUAGACCAUGGCUCUCAGGCAGCAGCAUCAAUCACUAUCACCUGGAACGAUUCUACUGGCUCUUGUGUGUGUUGAGUGCUCUGAAUUUCAUACACUACCUUUUCUGGGCCACCCAGUAUAAAUACUCAACGAGAGCUAAGAACUAA
Dovyalis caffra is the source of this 1653-nucleotide messenger RNA. Lineage: Eukaryota; Viridiplantae; Streptophyta; Magnoliopsida; Malpighiales; Salicaceae. The record is from the annotation of a GenBank genome assembly.